This is a messenger RNA of Stegastes partitus (bicolor damselfish), 3097 nucleotides long. It is a transcript of the gene rassf7a, whose product is annotated as Ras association domain family member 7a. The transcript has 6 exons. Bases 485 to 1831 code for a protein of 448 amino acids. NCBI's taxonomy places the organism in Eukaryota, Metazoa, Chordata, Actinopteri, Pomacentridae. Gene Ontology annotation, biological process: signal transduction. The record is from RefSeq and is a predicted model, not a curated record.
UGUAGACAGAAAGAGAGAGAGAACUCUAGCAGUCUCUCAGAUCUUGGCUGUGGUGAGGACACCCAGUUGGAAGUGCAUUCCUGAGGCAGCCGGCGACGAAAAAACAGCAGAACAGCAGCGGAGGAGAAGUCGCGACAUCCUUUAAAUGUCUCCGUGACCACGUCUGAGUGCCUCUGACCUCCGCUGGACUCGCACGCUCCUCACCCACACACACACACACACACACACACACACACAGAAACACACACACACACGCUCGCUUGCUGCCUCUACACACCGGCCGCACAACCAAACCGGCUCCGCUGCACCGCGAGAAGUCCAGGAUUUCCCCGAGUGAGGCAAGAGGAAAUUUAAAUCAUUGAACAGAAGCAAAGGAUCACCUCCAUCGAGCUGGUGCCAUGCAGCGGUAAUCUGAGUCAAGCCAAGCUGAAGUGAUCUGUUCUGAAGCCCAUCUUACCCUUCACCCUGCCCUGCUUGAUCCCAGAUGGAGCUCAAAGUGUGGGUGGAUGGAGUGGUGCGGGUGGUAUGCGGCCUAUCUGAGGAGACUUCCUGCCAGGAUGUGGUCAUUGCUCUGGCACAGGCCAUCGGUCAGACAGGCCGGUAUGUUCUCAUCCAGCGUCUAAGGGACACGGAAAGGCAGCUGCUGGCCACGGAGAGGCCUCUGGAGUCUCUCGCGAAGUUAGGCCAACAUGGCAGUGAAGUUCAGUUCUUCUUGCGGCGUACCGGCCCCAGCAGCAGUGACGGACCGAGCUCAAAACAAGAAAGAUCAACUCCCCUUCCACUACCCAAGUAUCCUGAGCCAGAGCCUUCGAAACGUAGCCAGCCUAAGAAAGCCCUGACUUUUAACUUGGGGCCAUCCACCUCCCCUAAAACCAAGGCCAAACAGUUUAAGAGGUCUCCUCGGGACUCUCCAGAGCAAAGAGCCUCCCCCUCCUCUUCUCCCAGCCCUGUAUCCCCUCAUGUGCCAUCCCCUUCUCCCUCACCACCUAUAGGCCCUUCCAAGGAAGAGGUCUUUAGGAAAGUUCUUCAGCAACAAGAGAGACUGAGGGCCAUUGAGGCCCAGCUAGAAUCCCUGGAGAGGGAGUCGCAUACGUGGGAGCGCCCCUACCCGUCUCCACAUCCCUCACCAGUCCCAGAGGUUCACUUGCAAGACGAGCUGGACGCUUUGGAGCAAGUGAUGCGGAGGAACCAGGCCGAGCUCGCACAUGAGCUGUACUGGGAGGAGCAAUUUCAAGCCGAGGUGGAAAGGGAGCAAGGAAUGAGGAGGAAGCUCGGGGAGCUCCAUGCCAAGCUAGACGACUGUGGACGGCGGCUCCACGAGUUCUCAGUUCGCUCUGCUCAGCUGGAGCAAGAGAUCCAGCGGGAAAGCCAGGCGGAGGGGAAAGCCAAUGGGCCCGAGGAGUCGCUAGACGCUGUGAAGACGGAGCUCCGGAGCCAGGAGAGGCAUGGGACAGACCUGGAGGAGCAGCUAACUGAGACUGACAAGGCUCUGGGGAAGGCAGAGUCUCUGCUGCAGGUCAAACAGGAGGAGCUGGAAGAGUUGAAUAAGGAGCUGAGGCAGUGUAACCUACAGCAGUUUAUCCAGCAGACAGGUGUCCUGCCAGCGCACACCCACUCACGCACGGAGCUUCAGGAGCAGCUGGAGCAGCUGGAACUGGCACAGUUUCUGCAGGAGGGAUAUAGGAACGGAAGUCGCAGUGUAACUCCAGUGGAAUCCCCGCCUCGCCCCACUGCCAAACAGUUCCUGGGACAUCCACGCAACCUGCAAAACCCUCUAGUGUCCAGUCUCAACCCUGAGGUCCUGACAUCCCGAGAGUCGUCAUGGAGAUAAAACACGGACCGCAGGGCCGAGAGAAAGUUGUUCACUGUUCUGUCACCCGUCACGUCUUAUUUAACCCUUUGCUUUGUAACACUUCCAUUCAUUAUUCAAUCUACUAUGAUAUACAUACUGUAUAUACGUAAGACAAAUAUAUUUACAGAGUUUUGCUACUGUAAACACUGCUAAGUAUCUAUAUGAAAUGUAAAAUAAUUUAGAGACCUUUGACCUAGAGAAAUUAUUACUAUUACUAUGUAUUUAAAUAUAAUAAAAUGUGCAUUGUGUUUUAGAUAAUAUUUUGCCGAGUGCUUGUUUUUCUUUGUACCCUCUUUAUUAAAUCACUUUUAAUUAUAAUCAGCGAGUUGCAGUAACUGGAAGUGGAGGUUCAGUACGUCUGUAAUUUCUUGCAGUAAAUAAUUAACUCACAAAUGUACAGUUUCUAAAAAUUACAGUGCCAAGAACAAGCUCCUAUGUGAAAUGCAUUAUGAAUAUAUUAUAAGUGCUGAAAUAUGCAUGCUCCAACUUAUUGCUUGAGGUACAAUGGGCCCUGUGGUGCCCACACGAUAAUUUCGGGGGUAUUUUAAAGCUGUUAUUCACAGGUGGCUGACUGAAAGUUCACAAAGUGCAUCCUUGGAUGCUGAGGGAAAUGUGGCAAACAUCCUGGCGUCACAGCUGUUGCUGUUAUGGAUGAUGUGACACGGUGCAUCUGCAAGACGUGAUGGUGGAGGCACGAGAGACUUGUGAGCAUCUGACAAGGCUGACUGUAUUUAGCUAUGAAUGUUGAAGUUGCUUUUAGGAUCACGCUAUCAGUAUAAAGAUCUGGAUUUCUCUUUGUCACCACCAGAGGACAUGUGACUGCAGAACACUGUGGACUUUAGACCUCUGAGUCCAUGUAUGGCUUAUCUCUGUAGAAUACUAACGACCGAACAACAGCUGUUUCUUUAGACAUAGGUGAUAAACAUCGCCCUGAUAUGGGAUAAGCAGAUAACUACUCGGCUUGAGCACAACACACUUGUCCUCCGCUCCUUUCCUGUUUGUUUACCCUGGAGAGUAAAUACACUGGCUGUCACACACUGAGCCUCCCUAGUGCUCUGGCCAACCCCGGACUGAAACCCUGCGGACUUCUAUAAAUACUCUCAUCUGCUAACAUGUGCCAGGUAAAAUUCCAAGCAACGCACACAUUUCUUGUUUUUCUUUUUUUCCCCUCCCACAAAUGCAUACUGAAAACUGUUUCCAUCCAUCCAAAUCACUGGCUGUUCUAAUUAAAUCUUUCCCUCUUCA